AUGGAGCGUAUCCUCGAAUUGCUCGACAUCGGUUCCUACCAGGAAUUGGCAGAUCGGGAGGAUUGCGCCACGUUUUUGCUGAGCCCCGCGGUCUGUUCGCUGGAGACACUGCACAUCCAGCAGAGUUUCCGUAUCCUUCCGUUUUUCGGCGACCACGGGGCGAAGGAUCUGCUCGUACAAGCAUAUGAUGAACCCACUGUCGUCGAAUGGGAAGCCUUGGUUUGGUUUGUGUUGACGAGAAUUGUGGCGUGGCUCGAGGAGAGGGUGGAAAUCGAUAAAAUUCAUCUGCUGGUCGGCGGCGAUGAGUCGUGUCCAGAAGAAGCGGAAGUGAUGACACAAAUUACAAAUCAAAUAGCGCGUCUCGUGCUCAGACGUCCUGAUCGGGGAUGGAUCGAUCGGACAUACGAAGGAUUGAACCUCGUCCUCAGAACCAGCGAUGGUCAAGCGCUCGUGUUCUAUUGGGAUGCGGCGGACAGCUCGCUAUUGCUUCUCCGUUCCGAGUACAAUUUCCGACGUGGUCGCUGCUUCGGCAGUUUUGAAAGAAAUGCAAAGGCGCUGGCUGAGAUCCGCGAGUUGAUGCGAGACUGGCAAAUUCAAAUCAAGCAAAAUCCAGUGCGGGUGGCCGAGACGAAGGAGAAGCUCAAACUGGAAUGCGCCAAGUUCAACGACUACAACAGGGGCGCCACAACACAGGAUUUAUUGAUUGACGCGAUCUGGCGCUCCACGUCGCAACGCCGCUCACCGUGGGCAAGAUGUGGAGAGAAUAACACGAUUCUGAGGAGCGCCACCUAUCCCGAUCAACGCAGCAUCCGCUUCACCGUCUCGACCGACCCCGAAGAAACGCAGACGUCAAUGCUCGAGCUCGAGCAGGUCUACAACUCUUACGGUCUGGCGAUGUACCCUCCACUGCCGUUCAAGCUUCCCCGGCCAGCCGUGGUGAUUGAGCGCCUCUACGGCAUCCACAAGCUAACCUACACCGACGUAACAAUAUUCCUCCGAAUGUUUCUCGCCAAUUCCACCGUUCAAGAGGUCCGCUACCCGCUAUGGUGGUUUGGGAACCGCUUCUGGUUGUCGUUGAACAUGAAGAUGACGCAUAUAUGCGUGUCUACAGCCCAAAUUGACGUCCCCGAGUUGCUGGAAUUUAUUGAUCACUUCCGGCCCACCAGCUUCUACACGAACGAUUUGUUUGAAGACAGCGACGGUUACCCAGUUCCAGAAUUGGGCCGAGGCUUCUUAUCGGAUCCUCUGGUGUGCUCGCUGGAGAAGCUGCACAUCUAUAGCUAUUCGGGCGAUCUUUGCUGGUUGUACCCGCUGCGUGCCAGAGAUAUCGUGAUGGGACUCACCGACCGCAGAUAUACAACAAAGCUCGGCCAGCAGCCAAUCUUCGACUUUCUGUCGCGCAAGAUUCGGAACUGGUUGAGCGGCACGGAAGAAAUCGACAAAAUUCACCUGUGCACCGACCUGCGCCUCUUCGCAAAAGACUCGAUUGAAUUUCGGCCGUUCUUCAAAGCUCUGCCAUUCCUAAUCUCAUCUAAAGUUGGAUGGGUGGAUCAGACAUACGAUGGAAUGCCUCUCAUUCUCAGGGCUAGUGAUGGCCAGGCGUUGCUGAUGUUUUUCGCAAGCGGAGAUCGGUCCAUCUAUCUGAUACGAUGCGAAUACAAUUUCAGACGGGGUCGCUGCCUGGGAAGUUUUGAGCGAAACGAGAAGGCCCUCCAGAAAAUUCGCGGUUUGAUGAGCAUCGCCUCGCGUCUAUCCUCACAAAACCCGGAACUGGCCAAGGAUGCAAAGGAGAAGCUAAGGGAGGAGUGCAUCAAGUUCAACAAGUACAACGAGGGCGCCACAGAACUGGACUUGCUGACGGAUUCGAUCUGGCGCUCAAAGGGCAGCGGGAUUCGCCUUGGACGACGCGCUAUCCGACUGGCGAUGGGCAGUCUUGGGAUGAGCCAUAUCCGGUGGAUAUCACCCUCCGCCAUUGCUGACGGGGAUAUUCGGAAAGAGCAAGACUACUCGGUGAAUGUGCUGUCAUUCCGCCAUGCUAUUCUCCUUCAUUUCCCCCAUCAAAUAAUCGAUGAUGGAGAAUUGAAUAUUCUCUAUCAAGCAUUUACAGCUGAUAUUCAAGAUCAAAAGGCAGAAUACCCGUAUGUAUUUGUGGAAGUGUGGAAACGGAUUGCCCCCAGAGUUGAGAAGAGAAGGAUGCUCAUUGUCGAUAGGGAUCUCGACAACAUCAUCAACUCCGACAUGUUCAACCGCCGUCACCGCACUUCCGACGAUGCGAAGGAGAAGAAGCAGACGAUGAAGCCGCGUAUUGUCUGUAUUUCUGUGUGUCUCUACAUUCUCUCCACUCUCUCGUCGACAGUCUCCUCAAAUGACGGCGGGAAAAGGGCGUUGAACACGUUGGCCGAGUUGAUCGUCGACAAUUUCAACAAUCACUCCCAUGCUAAUGUUUUGCAAAAAGGUGUGGAAGAGGUGGAGCCCCGGUUGCGCAUCAGAUCAGAAUCUGCCGAAUCGUCGCUCAUCUCGGCCACUUCUCGACUCACCAAGCUAUUUGCCGACCGGAAGGCGGCGCUUCUGCGGAUAGUGAAAGCAGCGAAUGCGACGCUGCAAUUCUACAAAGAACCCCUGCUAACACCCAUCAAUAUCGGAACACAGGACAAUCCAAAUUCGACAUGUGCAAGUCAACUGGCAGCCAUGCAGAUCCGUGAUGUCCAUUUCCACAAUCCACUCACCGAUUAUAAUCGAUCGGGUGUCCAUCUCAACGUCGAGAGCUAUGUUUGCGACGGUGCCGUCAUCAGGGACUACGAAUGGACAAAAACUGCAAAAAUUGAAGAAACAUUCGAAGAGAAUCGAAACGAUUGGCCGGAUAUUGGAUAUCAAUAUAUCGGCACGUAUACCGGGUUGACGAGGAUGUUUCCGUCCCGGCCAUGGAUUCUGGACCCUCCCUCCAUUACUGUCGAUCUGUUCGACCCCCGUUUCCGUCCAUGGUUUACCCAGGCUGAAUCCAUACCCAAGGAUGUCGUCUUUUUGAUCGAUUUUUCUGGCUCGAUGAAAGGCCCGACAAUGCAUCUGGCCAAAGUGACAAUAAUGUAUAUAAUGUCUACCCUCACACCAAAUGACUAUUUUUAUGGGGUCUCAUUUCAAGACUCAUUCCGCCCGAUUCUCCCCUGCUCAAAUAUCAGUUUUCUCCCGGCCACCACAGCGAAUAAAAAGAUUUUCUACGAGACGCUGGCGACGAUUGAGGAGAAAGAACAGGCAAAUCUCGGUCCUCCGCUCAAUUUUACGCUCGAAAAAUUGAGAGAGUACAUUCGGACUGAAUCGCCAAUUUCUACGCGUUCCGGCGGCCACAAGCUGGCCAUGUUUUUCACCGAUGGAAUUGACGAAUUUCCGGAACGGGUCGUCGACGAACAAGUCCACAAUUUCAAAGGGGAACCUGUCCGAAUCUACGGCUAUGCAGUCGGGUUCGGUACUGGGCCACUCGAGUCUCUCCAUCGUCUUGCCUGCCUCACAAAUGCGUCUUCUGCCGUGGUGGACUCGAUCUCAGAUGUGAAAGCGCAGGGCCGUGCCCAUCUCGACCAUUUAUCACGGCAAAAGGGCCGACGGAUGCAACAGCAAAAACUGAAGCCCACGGUUACAUGGUCGUCGCUGUACCAGGAUGCGCAGGGGAUCGGCCCCGUGAUCUCUGUCUCGUCUCCAAUCGCCGCAGGACCGGCUGAUAUUUGGAGGGGACAUACGAUGGCUGGAAUUGCGGCCAUUGACAUUCAUAUUUCGGAAAUCACUUCCAAACUGCCAACCGGAGAGCAGUUGUACGCUUUUGUCGUUGACAACAAUGGCAUUCUCAUCUACCAUCCACAACUCCUCAUUCCGAAAACGGAAGUGCACGCGGUGCGUCGUAGUGCUUGCUAUGAUGCCGCAUCUGUCAAGUCAAAAGCGGGUGCAGGCCUGAAAGUGCAAUAUGGGCUGAGUGAUGAGAGAGUUUUUCGGCUGGUCGGUCUCAUCGACAGCAUCUCUACUGUGGAUAUGCUGGACCUGGAAGAGCGUACUGUAGCUUCGGAAGAGCUUCGAAACCGAAUAAUCGACCAGAAAUGCGAUGAGAAGCCGAUACAAGACGGUCUCGUCGAGUACUACUGUGCCGAAAUCAAGGGAUCUCCCUUUACGCUAAUAAUCGUGAAUCAUCACGAGCGCCAAUCCAUUACCGUAUCCCCGACAGAUGAGAAUGAAGAAGGAAAAGAAUUCGAUCAGCCAACGCUUGAACACAAUAUGGUCUCCACUAUCAUCACUAAUCGCGAGUUGUGCCAGUGGUCCCUCGACGCGAUCGCGCCGAAAGAGCGCCCCGGUCAUAUUCUGUCACAUCCAAAAUGUGGUGACGACCCUCAGCGGGAUACUGUAAGGGCAAUGUUGGAUCUACUGGCUCCCUGGAUCGAUUCGUGGCCGGAAUCACUGGGAAAUGUCUCAUGCCCCGAGGUGCCAUUCCCAUCCACAAUUCCGUCACGAUACUUUGUCGUUUCAUUUGCACACACGAGAGCGAGGGCCACGUCAUAUUAUCCACAAUGCGCAAUCGAAACGAUGAAAGUGGUGACGAAAAGACUGGACAAACAGGGCUACACCAAGAAGAAUUCGACCGAGCUGGAAUUCUCACUGCUUGGAACGGAUCUAAUGGUCACCAAGAGCUUCGCCGACAAAUACGGUAAUCGGAUCGGGACAGCGGGAGUGGUGUGGAGGAGGGAUUUUGUCGAGAAAAUAUUCGCCAAUUGGACCGCCGCGAAUGCAAAAUUAUGGAAGGACUUUAAAAGUCUCGUCAAGCAGAAACAUGUCAGCGAGUACGUUUACACUGAAGUACGGUACUCACCGAGCGCUGGAAAACCUCCGGUU
Molecule: messenger RNA, 4866 nt
Organism: Mesorhabditis spiculigera
Lineage: Eukaryota; Metazoa; Nematoda; Chromadorea; Rhabditida; Rhabditidae
Source: the annotation of a GenBank genome assembly